AUGUCACAAAACAGAAAACCAUCCUUUAGCAAUCAAACCCAUUCACCCAAGUUUACAGAAAAGAAUUGUUACCACCCCAUCCUGCUUGGCGGCCGAAGCGGCAUUACUCUUCUUGCAACCAACCUCAACUCCAUAAUGCUGCAAGUACCACUGCUUGAAAGGCGCAGCAUCGACAUGAACAAUAGCACUCUUCACAAGAGUCUUGGUCCGGACCAGCUCGUUGUUGAAAGCGUUGUAGACAACAUCAAGAACUCUGGUCUUGCGGGUCACUGA
Molecule: messenger RNA, 273 nt
Organism: Eruca vesicaria subsp. sativa (arugula)
Lineage: Eukaryota; Viridiplantae; Streptophyta; Magnoliopsida; Brassicales; Brassicaceae
Source: the annotation of a GenBank genome assembly